AUGUUAUUUUCUGGUGGGGCCUCAGGUUCGAGUAAACCAAAGAAAGAUGAUAGAAAAGAAAAAAAAGUUGAUAAAAAUGAACGUUAUGAAAUUCAAGAACAGGUCUUUUCAAGAUGGUGUAGUUGGCUUAUUGAGGGUAGUAAUGUAGAAAGUUUUAAAGAUAUAGGUGAUCAUAAAUUUUUAAUUAAACUUGGAGAAUAUAUAUCAGGAAAAAGUAUUCCUUUUUCAAAUCAUAGACAUCAAGAUAUUGAUAAUGUAUUUACAACAUUAAUACCAGAUCAAGAAGAUAAAAUUUAUCAAAUUUCAAUAACUGAAGUUAUUGAAGGAGUUCCAAAAACUGUAUCUAGUAUGUUUUGGCAAUUAAUACAAAUAUAUUGGAAAGAAUUUGCUCCACCUGGAAUGAAUGAAUUAAAAUUAAGUGAUGCAAUAAAAAAUUGGUGUUUAGAAGCUUGUUCUCGAUAUGAUGAAAUAACUAUAAGUGAUUUUACUUCAAGUUGGAGAGAUGGAAUAGCAUUAAAUGCAUUAAUAGCAAGUUAUGAUCCAACAUUAAUAGAUAUGGAUGAAAUACGUGGCAUGAAAGGUGAUGAAAGAAUAGAAAAUGCAAUAAAUAUUGCAAAAUAUAAAUUAAAUGUACCAAAGUUAUUGACAACAAAAGACUUUCAUUCAGAGUAUUUAGAUAAUAGAAGUGUUGUACUUUAUUUAAUGACACUUUAUUUAUGUUUAGUAAAAGAAACAUCACAAGAAUCAAUUGAAAAACAAUCAAAAAAAUCAUCUGAUAUAAGAAGCAAUGAAAUUAAAAUGAUCUCACCUGAAACUGCUAAUGCUCUUCAAAAUUUUAAUCAAAAUAUUCAGAUGACUAAUGAGGAACAACAACAAAUGCAUCAGGAACAAAUUAAUCAGUUAUCUUCUGACAAUCAACAAUCCUCUCAUGUUACUAAUAAAGAAAGUUCAGAUUUACAACCUGAACAUACUGUUCGUUCCAGAAAAUCUUCUUCAUCUUCACAAAAAAGUAUUAAUAAAAGAAGAAUGAAAAAAUAUGAAGAACAAUUAAAAGAUUAUGAAUCUUGUUUAGAACAAGUUUUAGCUUGGUUAUUAGAUGCUGAAGAAGAACUUAAUAAUAUGGGUUAUGUCUCAACAACUGAUGUUGAAAAGUUGAAAGAGCAAUUUAAACAACAUGAACAAUUUAUGUUAUCUUUAACACAAUCUCAAGAUUCUGUAGGUAAAGUAUUAGCCAGAGGUCAACACUUAAGUCAAAAAUUGGAGGAGGAACAAUGUUCAGCAGUUAUAUCACAAUUAUUAAUUGUUAAUCAAAGAUGGGAAACUGUUCGUGAAAAAGCAAUGGAAAGGCAAACAGAAUUACAAUCAAAUUUAAAUAGUCUUCAAUUGGAACAAUUAAAUGAAAUUUCAAGAUGGCUUGAUGAUAUGGAAGAAAUGAUAAAAAAUAGACAAAAUAUUAGUAAUGAUAUUAGUGAAAUUGAAAUGGAAAUUAAGGAUCAUGAAGAUAUUCAGGAGAUGAUUAGUGUUCAACAAAGUAAUAUUGAAAAAUUAUCUACUUUUGUUGCUGUUAUUGAUGUUGAUAGUGAUUCAUCAGAUGAGGCAAAGUAUGAUAUUUUAGAAAAACGAUUACAUGAAGUUGGUCAACGUUGGAUUACUAUAUGUGAGUGGGCAGAGAAUCGAGCAAAUGCAUUAGAUGGUCUUGUUGAAUUACAAAUUGAAUACAGAGAGGAACUUGAAGGAUUAGGAAAAUGGUUAACUAUUAAAGAAGUUGAAUUAGGUCUUCUUAAGUCUACUGAUUUUCUUAAAACUGAUGAAGAUGUCAAACAACAACUUAAAUUAUUACAAAAAAUAGAAACUGAUUUAGAAGAGGAACAUUCAAAUUUUGUAAAAUUAUCUCAAUUAUGUAUGGAAUUAGUAAGUAAAUAUGACAAAACAAAUAUUUCUGAAGCAAAUAAAAUUAAAAAAGAUCUUGAUUUAAUUACAUCAAGAUGGGAUAAUAUUGUUACUCGUUUAGAAGAACACAGUCAAACAUUAAUUAAAAGUGGAAAAACUGGAGAAUUACAAUUACAACCAUUAAAUUUAGAAAAUGAAAAAAAUUUAUUAGAUAGUAAUUUAGGUACAACAAUUCAAUUUCCAUCAAUGGAAAUGUCUUAUUGUAUAACAACAUCUCCUUCAUCUGAAGAAAAACCAAAAAAAGAGGAAGAAGAAUUACCACAAACAGAAAUGAAUAUUGUUGAUGAAUUUGUACAUAUGGUUGGUGAAUUAAAUGAUGACAUUCAACCAUUAUAUGAUUGGCAAAGAACUUUUACAAUGAAUUUAACACCUGAAACACUUCCUAUUAUGAUACAAAUUUGUCAAAAAAAGUUAAAUGAAAUAAAGGCUGCUGAAUUAAAGGUUGAAAAAUUACAAAAUAAACUUUUAGCAAUUGAAGAUGAAGGUUUAUCACAAGAAAAUUUUCAAAUUGUAAAUGAUGUUUUUGAUAAUUUUAUGAAAAAAUGGAGUUCAAUAGUUAAAAAAAUAUCUGAAUGUUUAGGAAUUUUAACUGAAAAAAAUAUUGAUUUAGAAAAAAGUGCACAAAUUGCUAGUAAUUUAGAUAAUUGGUUAACAAAAAUUGAAAGUGUUCUUAAUGAAAUUACUAAAAUACCUGAACCAGAUCAACGAAUACAUAGAUUAAAAAAAAUUGCUGAUCAAUUAGAUUCACAGGAAAAAAAUUUAGUCUAUUUACAAAAAACUUUACCUAAUAGUGAAAAAGUUAAAAGACUCCAACAUCGUAUGAUAUCUAUUUUAACUAGUAUUCAACAAUACCAACAAAAUGAAAGUAAGGCAACUUUAAAUGAAUGGUUUAGUAAGAUGGAACAAAAUUUAAAGACUGGAGAUAUUUUUCCAGGAAAUGUUGAAUAUCUUAAUGAUGAAUUAGAUAAAGUUGAACGCCUAACAACAGAAAUGUUAGAAACAAAAAAGAGGAAUACAGAUAAUAAAGAACUUUGUGAUAGAAUUGAUAAAUUAGUAAAAAGUGCCAAUUCUAAAAAACAUAUAAUUAUUGAGAAUAUUAAUAAAACUCAACAAAUUAAUUAUAAAUAUGAAAAAAUUUUAGAAAAAAGUAAUGAAUUAAAAUGUGAAUUGGAUGGUUUGAAGAAGAGUAAUGAAUCAUUAAGUGUUUUAGAAAAACAAUUUAAAUUGUUACGUGAUAAAAUAAGUAGUGAAAGUCAAACUAAAGAUGAAAUUAUUGAACUUCUUAAUGAUAUUAAUUUAAAAAUUUUACGUUCACAUAAUUCUAAAAAAGAAGAAUUAUCUAGUCAUUUUGAUGAAAUAAUUAAAAAUAUAAAUGAAAAUUGGAAUGUUCUUGAUUUAGAGAUAGAUGAACAUUUGAAUUGUCUUGUAAAAGAACAAAGAAAAAUUUGUGAGACUGAGUUAAAAAAUUUAAAAGAAUUAGUAGAAAAAUUAGAAAAAUGUAUGAAUUCUAGUUCGGAUGCUUCUGAUGCAGAGGAGUUGUCUGAAUUUUUAGAUGAAUUAGAGCAUCUUUUGGAAAAAAUAGAAAAAGUCUCUAAACAACUUAAUUCUGUUAUUCCAUCUGAAAAUUGUUCAUUAAAAAGUGAAGUUGAAAAAUUUAUCGUUCACAAAGAAGCUAUCAUUGCUUCAGCCAAUAGAAGAAUUAAUACACUUCAAUUAGCUGUAAAUACUUGUGAUAAAUUUGAAAGUGAUUUAUGUAAAUUUCAAAACUGGUGCACAAAUGUUGGUCAUAUUCUUAGUAAACGAGUUUCAGAGGAUGUAUAUGCUAGUGAUGUUCCACAUGAAUAUAAAGUUGGUAUGAUUGAUGGAAAUCUUAUUGAACAAAUAGCAAAAGAAUUUGAUGAUAAUCAAAAGUUUUUGAAAGAUCUUGAUACAUUUAUUGAAAAAAGUAAAAGUCAAUUUCAGUCUAAUGAUAGACUACGUGUACUUCUAGAACACUCUACUAGUCAAUUAAAUGAAUUAAAAACAAAAUUUGAAGAAUUUAAGAAACCAGUUAUGUUUAAUAAUUCUGUUAAUCGUAUUUUAAGAAGACUUAGUGAUAUUGGAAGUACUGUAGAUGACUUGACAUGUUGUAGUGUUGAUGAUAUGGAGUAUAAUUUAAAUCAUUGUCAACAAUUAGUAAUAGAACUUCAAGAAAUGGAAAAGGAACUUGAAGAAUUAAAUAAUAAAAAGCAAAAUUUAAUUGAUUGUGAAACUGUUAGUGAAGAUGAAGCUAAAGGAUUAGAACAUAAAUUUGAUUAUGCUAGAAAUUGUUGUAAACUUCAUAUUGAAAGAUGUGAAAUGGCUGAACAUAAAUUAAUAAAGUGUAAAGAGUAUGUUGAAAAAAUAGAUUUUGAAAAAAGAUCAGUUGACAAAAUAUUAAAAGAUAUUGAAAAUCCUGUUUUAUCAAUAACAGCUGGUGAAAUAAAAAAUUUGUUAAUUGAAGCUAAAAAAAGUAUUGAUAAGAUUGAUGAAUUUAAUUGUUUAAUAAUUGAUAAUGGUUUUAAAAGUAAUAUUAAUUUUGAUGAUAUUCUUGAGAGAUAUGGAAAUGUACAAAAAUCAUUUGAUGCAGAUUGUUUUGAACAAGAAAAAAUGGAUAUAGAUAAUUGGGAUGCUUUAUUAGAUAGAGUCAUAGAAUACAAAGAUGAAAUUAAUUCAUUUUUAAAUUCAUUAAAAGAUGUCGAAGGAAUUGAUCUUAGAAAAGCUUUAUUUAAUCAAAGAGAAUUAAAAAAUUUAUACAAUGAUAAAGUUACUUUUUUGAUGCAUGUCAAGCCUGAAUUAUCAGAUAAACUUUUACUAGAAAUGAAUGAAAUAAAUAAUAGAUGGAAUAGUUUAGAACAUAAAAUUAAUAUUGAAGAUUCACCGGUUCCUUCAAAAAUUUUACGUUGUAAUAGUGAUAGUUCUGAGGAAGGUAUUGUAAGUAUUGCUAUGGAAUAUUCAGAGGUACCAAAAUUAAUUGAAAAUGAUACAGAAUUUUAUUCAGAUGAUGAAAAUGUUAGAAAAAUGCCAUUCCAAGAAAAAGUUUCUAAAUUAAAUGAAGUAUUUAAACAAGCUGAGGAAAGUUUAAAUUUUCAAAAAUAUCCUAUUAAAGAUUUUGUUGAUUGGAAAGAAAGAGUUGAUAAUUUUAAUAAAUGGUUAGAUAAAUGGAAUCCAACUGUUAAUGAAGUUUUAGAUGAAGGUAGACAAUUAGCUGAAAAUGGAAGAUCUGAACUUGAUGUUCAUGAUGCAUUAGAUAAAUUAGAUAAUGUUGUUGAGAUGAGUAGUAAUAUAAAAGAGACAUUAGAAGAAAAUGAGGAAAAUCUUAAUAAUAUGUUAGAUGAUUGGGAAAUUUAUGAAACAGAAAUUAAAGAAUUAAGUGAAAAUGUUGAGAAAUUAAAAAAUAAUGAAAUAGAUAAUAUUGUUAAAGCAAAAGAAACACAAGAAAAAUUAAACAAAUUUGUAAAAAAAGUUGAAGAUAUGAAUACACAAUGGUUUAAAAUGCAAAAAAAUCUUCCUGGUAAUGAAGAUAGAAUUGGAGAGGAAAGGAGAAUUCAAAUUAUUAAACAAGAUAUUUUUGAUAUUGGUGAACAAAUAAAAAAUUUCAUUAAUUUAGAAAUAAGAAAUAAAGAAUCAUCAAUAGAAAAAUGUGAUAAACAAACAAAAGAUACAAGUUCUUUGGGAUUAUCACUUAAUAUGGAUGUUUGUGAAAGUGAUGAUGAUGAUGGAAGUAUUCAUUUAACUAGUCACCUUUCACCAGAUGGAAAUAUCAUUAAAUUGUACAGUAAUCUUAAUAACAUUGAAGAGUAUUUUAAUGAACCAGAAAUUUUACCUUAUGAUGGUUUAGAAGAAAAAGCAAUGAAAUUACAGGCUAUUGCAAUCAAACUUGGAGAAAGUGAAGGGUUCGUUGAGGCAAAUCAAAUGACAAUGGAUAUAUCUGAAUCUGAUGAAGCAAUGAGACGAAUUAAAAAUUUAAAACUUAAACUUGAGAAAAGAAAAAGGCAAAUUGCAGAGAGAUCAGCAAUAUUACUUUCAUUAAAAAGUUUAAUAGGCCAAACGGAAAAUGUUAUAACUAAUCAUUUAUUAAGAGUUGUUAAAUCUGAUGACGGAAGAGAAGAUACACCAGAUUUAAAUGAAUUAGAAGAGGAACAAAAUGAAUGUGAUAGUGCCUUGGCAAAAAGUGCUGUUUUAUUGAGACAAUGUGAAAAUAAAGUUGGACCAAUUUUAGAUCAACUUAGUGAAAAAGAUAAGCAAAAUAUUAAAUCACAAUUAGAAAGAUUAAAACAAAAUUUUCUUUCUAGUGAAGAAAUUGUAAAGAAGAAAAGAGGAAAAUUAGAAAAUCGUUUAUCAGAUGAAACCAAACUUUUUGGUAUCCUUGAAACAUUAGAAUUUUGGUGUGAAGAAUGUAAAUCAUACUUAUCAAUUAUGCCAAAUCCUUUAGAUGAAGAGGAUCUUGCAAAUACAAAAAAUAAAAUUGAACAACUUUCUAGUGAGUAUGAAGAAAAAUUGGCUACAUUUCAUAAUUUAGAAAAUCUUAAAAAUCGUUUUGUAGCUUUAGAUUGUGUUAAUAAUGAUAUAAAACACAAAAUGAGAAGAGAUGUUUCAAAUAUUGGAACUAAAAUAACUGAUUUGCAAUUAAAUUUUCGAGCAUCUUUAACUCAACUAGAAACAUUAUUUGUUGAAUGUCGUGAAUAUUCAAUCAAAUAUGAAGAAAUUAAAAAUUGGCUUGAUAUUGUUAAAAAUAAUUUAGAAAAUGCUGAAACAGCCAAAAUAUAUACUCCUAAUAUGCAUGAAUUUUUAAAGUAUCAAAAAGAAAAUAAAGAAUUUAUUUGUCCAAAAUUAAAAAUAUUAGAAAAUAAAUGGAAUGAUGUUAAAAAAAAAAUAAAUGACACAACAAUGAUAAAUAUGACAAAUAAUAAUUUUGAUGAUUUACAAUUACAAUAUAAUAUGAUUAUUGAAAAUUUGAAUUGUUUUGUUCAUUUACAUAUUCAAGAAAAAGAUGAUUCACCUGCAAAUAAUGAUGAAGCAUACCAUCAUCAACUUCUUAGUGCUAUAAGUGAAGCUGAUGAAAAUAAAUUUUCACAUUCUAAUGUUCCAAAUUCACAAAAUGAUAAUAUUGAUAAUGAUAAUACUACUACAGUAGUUCAACAACAAGAAAUUAUUGAAUUACCAAUGACAAAUUCUUCUUAUUCAUUAAAAACAAAUGAAAGUAAAGAUUUAUAUAAAUCCAAGUUUAGUGUUAGAGAAAUGGCUAUGUUAGAUACAAUAAUGAAUAUUAGACAUUGGAUUAAUGAAACAGAAAGAAAUGCUUCUAUAACUGUAGAUAUAACUGACCAAAUCAAACAAAAAGAAUUAAUUGAUAAGAUUCAAAAUUUUAUUGAUGAAUUAAAAGUAAGACAACUGGAAUCACUUAGAAUAUUUGAUACAUCUACUGAACAAGAAAUAAAAGAAAAAGCCGAACUUUGUCAAGCUGAUAUAAAUAGGAUUACUGGACAAUGCCAAAGAAGGAAAAACCAAUUAAAAGAAAUGAUUGAUAGUUCUAGAACUUGGGAUAUAAUUAGAAGUAAUGUUGAAGCAUGGUUAAUAGAAGGAAAUGAUUUAUUAAAUAAUUCUCCUAAUGUUAAUGAAUUAAGUGAUAUUGCAUUAAAGGAACAGUUACGAGCUGUCGAUAUAACAAUUGAUCAAUUAAAGGAAUAUAAACAAAAGAUGAAAAAAGUUAAUAAAAUGAGUGAUGAUUUACUUGACAAUUAUAAAAUUGAUGAUGGUCAUAAUUUAUCACAUAUUAUAAGUAAAUUAAAUACAAAAUGGAAUAAAUUUAAUGAUAAUAUACGAGUAAGAAAAGCUGUUUUAGAAUCUAGUAUAAGAUCAAGAAAUGAUUUUCAAUCAGCAUUAGAAUCUUUUGAAAAAUGGUUAAAUGAAAAUGAAGAAAAAGUAGGUAAUUUAUAUAUUGAAACAGAAAGUAGUCAAAGAUUAAAAAGUUGUGUAAAAAGAAAAGAAUUAUUAAAAAAAGAAAAUGAAUGUGAUAUUGGUAUACAAGGAAAUCAGGAAGUAAUUUCUUCUCUUCGUCAAAUAGGUUUCAAAAUAAUAGGAUCUCUUGAUGACGACAAAGAAAAAGUAUUAUUACGUGAGAAAUUAGAAGAUUUUGAGGAAAGAUGGCAAAAAUUGAUAAAACAUCAUUCAAUCAUUAAAGAAAGAUUAGAGGCAGCACAGGAAGAGAGUGAAAAAUUGACAAACAAUUUAUCGGAUUUAUUAUAUUGGAUUGAAGAAAAAAAUGUAAUAUUAAAUAAGGAACAACCAAUAGGAGGAGAAUUAGCUUUAGUUAUAAAACAAAGUGAAGUUGUUAAAAAUAUUAAUAGAGAAAUUGAGGGAAGAGAAAUGAAAGUUACUGAUACUAUUGAAUUAGCUUAUUCUUUUCUAAUGCAACAUAAUUUACGUCCUAAUUUAUAUACCAAAUCGGUAUUAGAUAAUAAUAAUGACCCAAUUGAUGAGAAAACAGAAACUGCCGAAAGAGAAGAAAGAAGAAUUGGGCUUAAAAUAUUAGCUGAUUGUGAGAGGCUAAAAACAGAUUGGAAAAAUUUAAAGAAUAAAUGUAAUGAAUGGGGAAAAGUUGUAGAAGAAGCUCAUUUAGAAAUGCAAUCUUUGGACAGAGCAAUGGCUGAAAGUUUAUUAGCUAUAAGUGAGAUUGAAGCAGAAAUUAAAAAAAGAAAACCAGUUCAUGAAUUAAGACUUGAACAAUUGAAGGAUGGUUUAAUUGAUAAUGGUAUUUUGAAAAGGCAAAUACAGGAAGCUUCUAUUCAUAUUGAUGAUAUGAAUGAUGCUGGAGGUAGAAUUCAAGCUUCAGAUAUUGUUAUAACAUCAGGUUUGAGAUCUCAAAUUAAUGCUGUUAAUGAAAGAUAUGCAUUAUUAAAACGUGAAAUUUCUAUUAGACAAGCAGCUUUAGAAAGAGCAUUUGAAGAUUUUGGACCAAGUUCUGAACAUUUCUUAAUAGAAUCAUGUCAAUCACCAUGGCAAAGAGCAAUUAGUAAAUGUAAUCAAUUACCAUAUUAUAUUAAUCAUGAUACUGAAGUAACACAAUGGGAUCAUCCAGUUAUGGUUGAUGUUAUGGAACAGGUUCAAACAUUUAAUCAAGUAAAAUUUUCAGCUUACAGAACAGCUAUGAAAUUGAGAGCUCUUCAAAAAAGAUUAUGUUUAGAUUUAAUUGAUAUGAAACAAUUAGAUAAAGCAUUCGCAAAAAUUACAUCAACAGACAUUGGUGAAGCAUGUGGAGUUGAAUUAAUGGUAACAUCUUUAGUAUUAAUAUUUGAAGAACUUGCUAAAAUUCAUCCAGAAAAAAUUAGAAAUGUACCAAUGGCUGUUGACUUAACAAUAAAUUUAAUGUUGAAUAUCUUUGAUGGUUGUAGAGAUGGUUUUAUGAGAUUGAUAUCAUUUAAAAUUAUAUUAAUAGUAUUUUGUAAAGCAUCAUUAGAAGAUAAAUAUAAAUAUUUAUUUUCACUUAUUACUACACCAAAUGGUGUUGACCCAAAAAGGUUAGCUGUAUUAUUUUAUGACUUAAUACAUAUUCCAAAAUAUCUUGGUGAAGCAGCAGCAUUUGGUGGAAGUAAUAUUGAACCAUCAGUUCGUAGUUGUUUUGAACACAGUAAAUUUCCUCAUACAUUAAAUAUUGAUAAUUUUUUGCAAUGGUUAAAAAAAGAACCUCAGUCUCUUGUUUGGCUUCCAGUAAUGCAUCGAUUGGCAUCUGCUGAAUAUGCAAAACACCAAGCAAAAUGUAAUGUAUGUAAAAUGUUUCCAAUAAUUGGAUUACGUUAUCGAUGUUUACAUUGUUUUAAUUUUGAUAUGUGUCAAAAUUGUUUCUUCUCUCAAAGAACAGCUAAAAAUCAUAAGUUGGUUCAUCCUAUGCAAGAGUAUUGCGUUCCAACUACAUCCGGUGAUGAUGUAAGAGAUUUUGGCUUUAUGAUGAGAAACAAAAUUAGAGGAUUAAAACCAAAAGUUGGAUAUCUUCCAGUUAAUACUGUUGAUGAAGGUAAACCUAUUGAAAAUAGACAAGUUGUUCCUAAUAAUCCUGCAACUGAAAAUAUUCAUCAUCGUAUUUAUAGUUUUGCUCAAAAAUUAUCAAAGAAUGAUGAUUCUGGUAGUAAAAUAGAAUGUAAUAUUGAAGAAAAAAAUUUAAAUGAUAAUGAACAUGAAUAUAUUGGAAUGGAUGAUUCAGUUGUUUUAAAUUGGAAAAGAGAUACAGAAAGAAAAAGUGAUGAUGUAAAAAGUCCAAUUCAGUUGAUUAAUCAAGUUGAUCAAAUGCACAAAGAAGAACUUGAUCAAGUUCUUCAUAAAUUACAACUAGAAAAUAUUGAAUUAAAAAGAGAACUUGAAAAAAAAAGACAAGUAUCUAAUCUUCGAAGUACACCUAAUAUAAGUCAAAUUGGUAGAGGAGUAUAUGGAUCAGGUUAUAAACAAUAUAAUACUUUUGGAAGAUAUGAAUCAUCUAAACGAAAUGAUAGAAAUUUAUCUAAUGGAAGUUUACCACCCGUAGUUCCACUUCAUCAAUCAAAAGGAAGUUAUGAUGGAUAUGGUAAUCAUAUGAGAAGAUCUGGUAGUGUUGUAACACAAGGCAGUUUAUUUUCUAAUCAAAAAAUGAAUCAACAUGCAAGUUUACAAAAUGUUGACCCACCAAAUAUUAGUGAUGAACAGGCUUUAAUUGAAGAAGCUAGAACUUUAAGAUUACAUAAACAUCGACUUGAACAAAGAAGUAAAGUAUUAGAAGAACAAAAUAAACAAUUAGAAACACAAUUAGAUCGUAUUCGUAAAAUGAUUACAACUAGAAAAUCCACUGAACCACAAUUAUCUUCUCCUAUGUUAGAUAAUCUUCAAAAUCCAUACGAGUGUCGUGAUAUGAAUGCAUUAACAACAGAUGACGAGGAAUCUUGUGACAAUGGUCUUCGUAAAAAUAGAAUGGAAGCUUUAAUUGGUACAUGUGACGAGUUGGGAAGAGCAAUGCAAAAUCUUGUAUAUAAUGUUGUUGCUACAGAAGCAACAGAUGAAGAUAUUGAUGAAAAUGAAGAUAUUAUUAAUGGAAAUUAA
Strongyloides ratti is the source of this 11034-nucleotide messenger RNA. Its product is annotated as Discontinuous actin hexagon. Gene Ontology annotation, molecular function: protein binding; zinc ion binding. The transcript is spliced from 6 exons. NCBI's taxonomy places the organism in Eukaryota, Metazoa, Nematoda, Chromadorea, Rhabditida, Strongyloididae. Gene Ontology annotation, biological process: synaptic signaling. The record is from RefSeq and is a predicted model, not a curated record. Gene Ontology annotation, cellular component: plasma membrane. The coding region runs from base 1 to 11034 and encodes 3677 amino acids.